AUGUUGGACGAGCUGGACCACGUCUUCGACGACCAUCCGUCGCUGGAUGCUUCACUGGAAGACUUUGAGAACAACAGCAAUGCGCACCGCUCCCCGCUCUUCGGAAUGCCGUCACAGCACUCUGGCUUUCGUUCGGAAGAAUCGGAUGGCGAGGAAGAUCCCGCCGAGGACCGCUGGUCGCCGCCAGGUUUGCGCCAGCACGAUCAUGUCCAGGGCAGCGGCUGGUACCGUCACCAGCCCUACUUGCGCCAGGGCAACCUCCACGAGCGCUUAGAGUUGAAGCCGACGGUUGGUCUGAGCCAGUCGCCGUCAGGGUCGCGGGACCCUAGUCCCCAGUAUGAGGAUGCGUCCGAGAGUCCCACCAAGGGAAAGACAGACGAAGAUGCCGAGUCAGGCGAUGUCACAGUUGCGGCCAACGUGCCCCUGCCUAUGGGCCCAGGUACCCCACAGACAGGACGAUCCCCCAGCCCCCAACCUUUGCAGAAGCCCGGUGCCACUCGCAAUAGCCCUAACGGUCCUGAGGACGAUGGGAUGGGGUUUGGCCCCGAGAACUUGAGUAACUACAUUCGAUUUGCCGUGCGCGCCGAAGUUCAACAUCGAGAGCCCAUUGCUGCCAUCUUUGGCUACCUGCGCAACAAGUUUGAUCGCAUUACUAGUUCCAAGUCCAACACUACCCUUUCCGUUCUCAUACUCUUAGUGUCCAUUGCGUUUAUGCGCGCAUUGCUUCUUCCUGGUCUACCCCAGUCAAUCCCGGAUCUGGUAAAGCUUUCUGGCUUUGCGCGCUCUUUUGAACCAUUGAUAUACUAUUCGGAAAAUGGUGUGCAACAGAUUGGAACCCUGCAAGAAACAGGAGUGGCUGUCUGGGACCUGAGCGAGUCGGUGCGCGGGACCAACAUGACCAGCGCGCCUAUCAUCGUACGCCAGCUUGAUGAGCUUUCCGACUCACUGAAGUCCCUAUCUCUCGAGUUGACACGAUUCUUCGCCAAUGUCGACUCGGACAUCGACUCCAUUCUGAUCGUGAUGGACUGGGCCAAGCGCGAAUUGGAAACCUUAUCCGCGCAACCCCCUAGUUCCCUCCCCACCAUUGUCUUCGACAAUAUGCACAAUAUGCUGUCGCGCCUCGGCGCAUUGGAGCGCACAGCCGAAGUGGAAGGUGGCAUUGCCACCGCUGCAACCACAACUACUCUCGGACACCUGGUGAUGGCCGUGCUCGGGCCAACAUCAGCACAACGUACCCGCGCUACUCUGACGCGAACAUUCACCGAGUUCCUUUCUGUGCUCGAAGAAUCCAUCAAUAGUGAACUCACCCACUCAACGGCUCUGUUUGCCCUCUUUGAAUCAAUUGACCGCCAGUUCCUUAACCUGCAACGUACAGUGGUGCGUGAAUCAGAUGCUCAAGAACGCGCCGAGGGGGAAAUGCUCAGCUCUCUCUGGACUCGUGUGCUGGGUCCUGAUGCCGCUGCCGUUCGCAAGUAUGAGAAGAACAAGAAACUACUCGCCAACGUGCGCAGCCGAACUGUCGCAAACAAGCACCUUCUCGUUGACCACCGUGGCCGGUUACUCACGCUGAAAGUUAAUCUGGAGACUUUACGCCGCAAACUCGUGAGCCCUCUUGUGCGCCGCAACGAUUCAGUCAGCUUCAUGGGCGUAGACGGUAGCGCGGGGUCUGGAAGCUUUGGCGCAGCCGGACGAAUGCUCGGCCCCGUCGAGGCCGUCAUCGACGGCCAAAUUAAAGGUCUAGAAGGAACAUACGAUUACCUUCGAUCCGUUCGCGAACGGCAAAAGGCCAAAUUGAUGGAACUGGUCUACGGAGCCGGGCGGAAACCUUCAACGUCAAUGUUAGGAUUGAAUGGGCAGGAGGAGGAAGUAUAA
Messenger RNA from Penicillium maclennaniae, 1872 nucleotides. RefSeq lists its product as uncharacterized. Lineage: Eukaryota; Fungi; Ascomycota; Eurotiomycetes; Eurotiales; Aspergillaceae. Bases 1 to 1872 code for a protein of 623 amino acids. The transcript is spliced from 2 exons. The record is from RefSeq and is a predicted model, not a curated record.